This is a messenger RNA of Umbelopsis ramanniana AG, 1177 nucleotides long. RefSeq lists its product as uncharacterized. The transcript has 5 exons. Gene Ontology annotation, molecular function: RNA binding; translation initiation factor activity; ribosome binding. Gene Ontology annotation, cellular component: eukaryotic translation initiation factor 2B complex; eukaryotic 48S preinitiation complex; eukaryotic translation initiation factor 2 complex. The record is from RefSeq and is a predicted model, not a curated record. The coding region runs from base 56 to 1000 and encodes 314 amino acids. Lineage: Eukaryota; Fungi; Mucoromycota; Umbelopsidomycetes; Umbelopsidales; Umbelopsidaceae.
AAAGAAAAAAAAACCUCAGCUUUUUUAGACUUCCAUCCACAGCAGUAAAUUCAUUAUGUCUACCGAUAAAUUCAACUGUCGAAUGUACGAGAAGGAGUUCCCAGAGGUUGAUGAUCUCGUCAUGGUGAACGUCAGACAGAUCGCCGAUAUGGGUGCUUACGUCAAACUUCUUGAAUACAAUGACAGAGAAGGAAUGAUUCUUUUGUCAGAAUUGUCCAGAAGACGUAUUCGUUCCGUACAAAAACUUAUUCGUGUCAACCGAAAUGAAGUUGUCGUUGUCCUCAGAGUCGACGAAGAGAAGGGUUACAUUGAUCUGUCCAAGCGUCGUGUUUCUCCCGAAGAAAUAUCCAAGUGCGAAGAAAAGUACAACAAAAGCAAAGCUGUUCACUCGAUUUUGCGUCAUGUCGCAGAGAAGCAUGAUAUUGCCCUCAAGGAGUUGUAUGAAACUAUUGGAUGGCCCUUGUACAAAAAAUAUGGUCACGCAUUUGAUGCCUUCAAGAUGGCUAUUAUUCAACCUGAAGAAGUCUUCGAAGGUAUCCAAAUGACUGCUCAAGUUCGAGACGAGCUUGUUGGUAACAUUAAGCGCCGUAUGACUCCACAGCCUGUUAAAAUCCGUGCACAACUCGAUUUGCGAUGUACCGGUAUCGAUGGUGUCAAUGCCAUCAAGGCUGCUCUCACUGCUGGUGAAGCUGUUUCAACUGAGGAAGUCCCCAUUAAAGUCACAUAUCUUGCAGCACCUCUCUAUGUCGUUACUGCUGAUGCUUUGGACAAGCAGCUUGGAUUUGAAGUCAUGGAGAAGGCUAUCCAAGUCAUGAAGGAGACUUUGGAAGAGUUCAAGUGGUCACGAUUUAAGGUCGAGAAGGAUGCUCAACUUGUUUCUGAAAAUGACGAUCGCGACUUUGCUGCUCUUAUGGCCAAGGCUGAAAAGGAAAACGAACUUGUUAGUGGUGAUGAGGAUGAAGGCGAUGCUGUUGCUGCUGCCAGUGACGAUGAUAUGUGAAAAUAGACAUUUUUGUUAUCUUUUCUCGCUCUUCCCUCUCCUUUCUCAUUUCCAAAAAAAAGUGCAUUAGAAGUAGGCUUUGAUAGUGCCUCAUCCCCCUUUCGCAUGUCGUAUAUUACACUAUAUAUAAAAAAAAAAAAUAACUAUGGCUGUUGAAAAAAAAAAAAAAGAGAAAAC